AGGCUGGUCCAUCAUGUAGGGCCCAACUCAAAGUGUCAAUAUCCCCCACUAUGUAAUCAUAGUUGCUCAAUCAAUCCAUACAUCUUGACAAUGACCUUAGUAAUGGAUCCAUGUUGUUAUCAAUUUGUCAUCAUCCAUCAUGUGGAGCUCACAAUUUCAAUGUUCCAUCAAUCUCAUAUUCUCUUUCAUAGGGUGACCCUAACCAUAUGAGAAUUUGAUCCUAAUCCCUAAUAUUUUCAUCAUACGAGAAUUUGGUCCUAAUCCCUAAUAUGCAAUCCCUUUAACAGACUUCUCUUACCUUUCCAAUGACCUCCUAUUGCUUUACGUGCUUAACCUGAAUAUUCAAGUAGGGAUUUCCGUGGUGAUUUCAUGGUAUCUUGUCUCCGUAAGUGUAGGUGAGGUUUAUGAGAUGGAUAGCGACGAUGAAGAAGAGAUGGCCGAGACCGUGGUGGUGCUCGCAGUGGCCGCAUGCGUCGCUGCUAUUGGGGAAUAUUAUCGCCACUAUAUGUUAAGAGAACCGCCGCGUCAAGGGGAAGACAAGCAGGCAAGAUUUAUCAGCUCUAUCAUUCGUGCAAGUGACAGGGACUGUGUUACGCAGUUGAGGAUGAAACGAGAAGGUUUCUUCUCACCAUGUAACAUACUAUAGGAUAAAACGUAACUACGCGAUACUCGUAACGUUAGUCUUGAGGAGCAAUUAGUCAUAUUCCUCCAUACAAUUGGACAUAACGUGCGUAAUCAUGUGAUAGGACACAGGUUUAUACGUUCAGGUGAAACCGUAAGUCAUCACUUUCACCGUGUGCUUGAUGCAAUAGUGUCUUUGUAUCCUGAAUUUGUUAAGCAGGCCGGUACUGAUACCCCCGCCGAGAUUCAAUCAAAUCCUUAUUGGGCCACUUAUUUCUAGGUACCAUUUUCGAUAUGAAGAAGGCUUUUCUGUUAUUAUGUUGAAGUAAGUUAUUAUUUACCAUAUUAUCUUAUAAGUGAAAUUUGAUAUCAUGCUAGAUGGGACUGUGUUGGUGCGAUAGACGGGAUGCAUAUUCCCGCUCACGUGGAAGCAUCCCAACACCCAAGCUUUCACAAUAGGAAGGGUGUCGUAUCUCAAAAUGUGCUUUCUGCUUGUUCGUUUGACAUGACAUUCUUAUACGUGCUAGGUGGAUGGGAGGGUUCUGCUUCGAAUGCACGAGUCCUACAUAACGCACUGACGCGAAGUGAUGAUCCACUAAUUGUCCCACACGGAAAAUAUUUCAUCGUCGACGCAGGAUACGCUCACUCACCUGGAUUCUUGGUGCCUUACCGCGGUGUUCGAUAUCACUUGCAAGAAUAUCGACCUGGGAGAGCACCCAUGAAUAAGGAGUUAUUCAACUACCGACAUGUACAAUUGCGAAACGCAAUUGAGCGUUGUUUCAGUGUAAUGAAGGGUAGAUUUUCUAUUUUGAAGACAGCUGCACAAUAUCCAUUUGAAACACAGGUCAAGAUUGUAGUAGCUUGUUCUUUACUACAUAAUUUCAUUCGUCAGGAAGACGAAACUAAACAAGAUUUAGAUGAUGUUGGUAUACCCGUGGGGGAUGUAGAGAGUAAUCCUACACUAAAUGAGGUAUUAACAAUGGAUGAGCGACAGUGGCUAGUUCAAGUGACACAGUGGGAGAAAGAGGCGUGGAUCAAAGUUCAUGAUGAAAUUGCGGAGCGCAUGUGGACAGACACCCAAAUGAAUAGUGAGAUGUCUGACAAUUGGGUAAGUAGUACACCUACACCGACGCAGUCCCCGGCGAGGUCUCCAGUUCUACCGACACGUUUUUCUCCACGCGAGAAGACUGUAAAAUCACUUGUUGAGCCUCUAUUGCGAGCUGCAAAGAUCAAGUGGACCAGAACAAUGGAUCAGAUAUUAUUCAAUACGUUGUUGGAGCAAAUUGCUUUGGGUCGAAAGGUGGAUAAUGGAUUUAAGAGAGAAGCAUAUCAUGCGGCCGCUGAGGAGGUGUCUAGGAGGACUGAAAUAUUGGUAAACUGGCAAAACGUCCAAAACCGAUUGCGGUAUCAUAAGCGAGAGUACAACGAUGUGAAAGACAUGUUGGCCGCAAGUGGUUUUGCGUGGGAUAGCGAGCGUAUGGUUGUCACAGCCCCAGACGAGGUAUGGGAAGAGUACCUCAAGACGCAUCCAAGAGCAGAAAAACUACGUGGGAAGCGGAUAGAACGAUUGGACGAUUUAGCGACGAUUGUAGGUACAGACCAUGCAACAGGUUGCUACGCCCAAGGAAGCAGGAACAUGGUCGCAGCUUCAUCUCGUGUUCAACGAGAUCUAAAUGAAGCAUGGACUGACCUGGACGAUGACACCGAUGCACAUAUCGAUAUUUCCGAGGAUAAUCUCGGGGAUUCAGCUGGGAAUUUUCGAGCUUCGAAUGAAAGCCAUAAGGAAUCUGAAAAUCGCUCAUUCCGCAACACUCCCAGUCGAGGAACCGAAUGUGGGAGUAGUCGUGGUGGGAGUACGACAACGAAACGGAUGCGUACUGCUUGUCCCUGUGACGUCCUCGGGGUAUCUCUGGAUGGGGUGGCAGAGGCAAUGCAAAAAUUUAGACUUGGUAAAGAGGUCAACCGUAAUACUAAAGUACUAGAUCUCCUCGAGGAGGUUCAGGGACUGACCAACCCAGAGUUCAUCGAGGUUGGUGGGCUGCUGACCAAGGAUGAGAAGCUCGCAUCCUUUUUCGUAAGUCUUCGACCAGAGCGGAGGGUCGAUUGGUUGAAGAAAACUUUGUCUGAUUUCAAUAGAAAUGUUGGUGGGGGUUCUGCUUGAUGGUUGCAACAACAUUAAUUAGAUUUCGUUUUGGAUAAUUUCAAUAUCAGGAUAUGUAAUAACUAUAUACACAUUCUACACUUAUUUUUUUGGUAACCAUCAGUUUUUAGGGUUUUUGGAUAUUUACCA
This is a messenger RNA of Magnolia sinica, 2911 nucleotides long. RefSeq lists its product as uncharacterized. The record is from RefSeq and is a predicted model, not a curated record. Lineage: Eukaryota; Viridiplantae; Streptophyta; Magnoliopsida; Magnoliales; Magnoliaceae. The transcript is spliced from 4 exons. Bases 1028 to 2782 code for a protein of 584 amino acids.